Ipomoea triloba (trilobed morning glory) is the source of this 2145-nucleotide messenger RNA. Its product is annotated as cysteine-rich receptor-like protein kinase 2. NCBI's taxonomy places the organism in Eukaryota, Viridiplantae, Streptophyta, Magnoliopsida, Solanales, Convolvulaceae. Gene Ontology annotation, molecular function: protein kinase activity; ATP binding. The transcript is spliced from 7 exons. Gene Ontology annotation, biological process: protein phosphorylation. The record is from RefSeq and is a predicted model, not a curated record. Bases 21 to 1943 code for a protein of 640 amino acids.
AAACAAAUCUUUUUGUUCCAAUGACAAAUCUUCCUUUGUUACUUACGAGUACUCUCCUUUUACUAGAUGUUUCUAAUAGUGUUCCAAGAUCUCAAACCCUCCAAAGGAUCUGUACACACCAAGUAGAGCAUAAUAACGCAACAGUUUCCACUCUAAGGACUGGGUUUUUCAUUGCAACUAUGGAAAACAUAAGCGCUCAAAUGGGCAGUCAAGGCUGGGGAUUUUCUGUAAAUGGGAAAGGACCAUAUACGAACUUUGGACUAGGGCAAUGCUAUGGCGAUCUUUCUUUAGUUGAUUGCACGUUGUGCUACGUUGAAGCCCGUAGUGUAUUACCCCUGUGCUUCCCUCAUAAUGGGGGCAGAGUUUAUCUUGAUGGCUGUUUCAUGCGCAACGAGAAUUUCGACUUCUUUCAAGACAACAUAGGACCAGAGGACACCUAUGUUUGUGGGAAUGGAACUAGGAAGGAUUUGUUGUUCCAAGAGAGAACCAAGAGGGCUGUGCUCCAAGCGGUUUCAAAAGCGUACAAUAACAAUGGAUAUGCACGGAGUGAUGAGGCGCCGGUGGUAUAUGUUUUGGCCAAUUGUUGGAGGACUUUGAAUGGUAGUGCCUGCAGAGAAUGUUUGGAGAAUGCUUCUAGGUCCAUGUUGAAAUGCUUACCUUGGUCCGAGGGUCGUGCGUUGUACACUGGGUGCUUCAUGAGAUAUUCUCACACUAACUUUCUUAAUCCUAUUCCAACUACAAAAGCCUCAUCAAGAGCAAAUGCAGUAAUCAUUCUAGUGGUAGCUGCUUGUUCUGUAAUUCUUUUUAUUGUGGGGUUAGUCAUUGGUCUUUAUGUUUGGAAACAGAAAAGAGUGGAGAAAAAAAGAAGAGGUUCAAAUGACAACAAGAAAUUAGUGAAGAUCCUUCAUGACAGUAGCUUGAACUUCAAAUAUUCCACACUCAAGAAAGCCACAGGAUCUUUUGAUGAUGCCAACAAGCUAGGACAAGGAGGAUAUGGUAUUGUUUACAAGGGAGUUAUGGAAGAUGGAAGAGAAAUUGCUGUCAAAAGGCUGUUCUUUAAUUACAAAUAUCGAGCCGCAGAUUUUUACAAUGAAAUAAAUAUAAUUAGCAAUAUAGCGCAUAAAAAUUUGGUCAGGCUGUUAGGUUGUAAUUGCUCCGGCCUCGAAAGCCUUUUGGUAUAUGAAUUCAUGCCAAAUCAAAGUCUUGAUAGGUUCAUUUUCGAUUCAAACAAAGGCAAAGAUUUAAAUUGGGAAAGGAGGUUAAACAUAAUUAUAGGGAUAACAGAAGGCUUGAUAUACCUCCAUGAAAACUCACAGGCACGGAUUAUUCAUAGAGAUAUCAAGGCAAGCAAUAUCCUAUUGGAUCAAAGGUUUCGUGCUAAAAUUGCCGACUUUGGGUUGGCAAGAUCUUUUCAGGAAGAUAAAAGCCAUAUAAGCACUGCUAUUGCUGGAACGCUGGGAUAUAUGGCUCCAGAAUACUUAAUCUAUGGACAACUAACUGAAAAGGCAGAUGUUUACAGCUUUGGAGUAUUAUUGUUAGAAAUCGUAAUGGGAACACAGAACAACAAGAGCAAAAACAUAGAAUACUCAUCUAGUGUGAUAAAUGUUGCAUGGAUGCACUUCCAGGAGGGAACAAUAGAGGAGCUAUUUGAUACAAACUUAAUGCUUCAUAACUACCACGACAUCAAUGUGAAAAUUGAGGUUUUUAGAGUAGUUCAUAUCGGGCUAUUAUGCAUCCAAGAGGAGCCAUUUCAUAGGCCAUCCAUGUCCAAGGUGUUGCAAAUGCUUGUGAAGAAGGAAGAAGAGUUGCCUCAUCCAAGUAAUCCUCCUUUCAUAGAUGAGAAAACCAUGGAAUUUAAUAGUUAUUGGAAUAGCCCAAUGUAUCAUCUCGAAGAAGGAGAAUUUGCUUCAAAUGCCACCAUGUCUCGCAGUUCUUUCUUGUGAUAAAUUUCAUCUUUACGACUAGUUGAGCUGUCCAUGCAGGCCCUUGCAGUUCUUUAUUGUGAUCAAUUUCACCUCUGCGACUAAUUGAGCUGCCCAUGUAGGCUCUUGGAGCUCUUUCUACCCCAUGUGAUGUGAGUAGUUGGUAUAAAAUUUAUGAACUUGAAGUAUGACAUAAAGCAUAUAUACAUGUAAAGUAGAUGAA